Cucumis melo (muskmelon) is the source of this 1771-nucleotide messenger RNA. Its product is annotated as protein SICKLE-like. The transcript is spliced from 4 exons. The record is from RefSeq and is a predicted model, not a curated record. Lineage: Eukaryota; Viridiplantae; Streptophyta; Magnoliopsida; Cucurbitales; Cucurbitaceae. The coding region runs from base 467 to 1474 and encodes 335 amino acids. Gene Ontology annotation, biological process: mRNA splicing, via spliceosome; miRNA processing.
AAAGGAAAGAAGAGAGUGAGGGAGUCUUCUUCUAAACGAUUCGAGCGCGCAACCCCCCCUCUCUCGCCACCGCGCAGCUUGCCGUCGACAACGCGGCCGAAAACCCGAAGUCACCGAUUCUCCCUUUGUCUCACCGAUAUUUCUCUCUUCUCUUAUCGACCAUCACCGUCCAUUUAUCGGAGUACGUUCGACGCAUUUGCCACCGUCAAACUCGAGGUCGGAUCUGUCUCCCUCUGCUAGUUCGUCUUCCUCACAAAUCGUGCCAUUCAAAAUCAUCAAACGUCGAUUUUUCGCUAAGUCUAGAAGUUUUGGUUGGAAUUUGGAUCAUUGUUAGCAAGCAUGGUUCCCAUCCUUUUGAGUGGAUUACGAGAGGGGUUAAAGGCACUUUCCGAAAUCCUUGGAAGGAUAUUUCAAUCGAGCUCCCUACUUUUUCUCGGUUUGUUCUUGUUUCUUGGGGGAUGGUUGAAUGGAAGAAUCAGAAAAACGAAGGGAAAGGCUGAGAGCAAUGCGAAUGGAAGCUGCUCAGGCCGAUGUAGUUAAUUAUAUCGAAACUUCUCUACCUAAUCAUCUGUCUAAUCCAUUGAUUGAGUCCUCAGCUACCAUGGUAGGGCAAUUAGCACCAUGUACAGCCCCAAGAUUUGACUAUUACACAAAUCCUAUGGCUGCAUUUUCUACUAGCAAGAAGAAAGGGAAGAUUGAGAAUCAACCCGUGUCUGAUACUUUCGUUCCUUACCACCACAACACUUCUUCAACAACUUAUUUACCACCAACUUUUCCAGGAUUGAGAAACCCUGAAAUGUCACCCUCUUCUACUCAUCAAUUCCAUCAAUAUUCACCUGACCAGAGAACGUUCUAUGCACGAGGUGAUAGUGAAGCUGGUGGCUAUGGUAGCCCAGGAAUGCCUAGACCUUAUGCUGUGAAUCAAGGAGAUCCACAUAUGUGGCGUGGACCGAGAAGGCCAUUUGUCAACCAGUUCCCUACCCAUCCACCGAGGGAGAUGAACUCCUCCAGCCAUGUAUCUGGACCAAGAGGUAACUCUUACACCAAUCCUACUCAAGACAGGGCUAAGUACCGUAGUUCUAGCCCUAACCCAGGGUUCCAUGGCAGUUUAAGUCCAGGUAGAGGCAGCCAUGGACAUCAUGGCAAUAUGACCCCUAGUCCAAGAUUUGGCUAUGGACGAGGUACUGGUUUUCAUGGUCGUCAUUCUUUAUUGGACAAAUAUGGACCAGAACAAUUUUACAAUGUCUCCAUGCUUGAAGAUCCCUGGAAGGUUCUGCAACCUUGUAUCUGGACGACAAUUGAUUCAUCGAGUAACUCUGCAAAACCUUCGGAAUCUUGGAUUUCCAAGUUUGGUACAAAGAAAGCAAGAGUUUCAGAUUCCUCUUCUGGCAGGUCUAGCUCUCAACAACCUAGCCUUGCCGAGUACCUGGCUGCCUCCUUCAAGGAAGCAAUCGAGGAUGCACCAAAUGCAUGAAACAUUUUAUUCAGGCAUUUCAUCCUUACAGUAGUACUUGAAUUCAGCAUUGUCGAAAUCCCAGCCUAAUUUUCCUCUAUAGACUGGUUUCAUGUUGUAAAUCUAUAGUGAUUAUUAUGACAGUUCUGUCUCUAUGUUAUGUUUAGUUAGUGAUGUUCUUUAUCUAUCUUGUUUAGGUUAUGUACAUGGAUUAAGCUUCUUUUUAAUUUUUGUUGUCAAAUGCUCUUCUUUGUUAAGAAUUUAAUAGGAAUGAGUUCUCAAUUCUCUUAUUUAAAUAGAUUGCCCUCUUUUUGACUA